AGUAAAGUGCACACUAAAUUCGACAAACUUCGUCAUUCAACAUCGUCUUAGGGUUAGAGUUGGCAGGUCUACGUUUUUCAAGGAAUCAACAUGUGUAUACGCCAACCUCUCCAGCGCCCAUUUUGCACUCUAUAAGUUAGAGAGGCAGGCGCAACAUACCUGGGCUGACCACAUCUGGCCAAAGAGGUUCUCAAUUUGCCUCGCCACCUACAUACCUAAGGCUCAGGUCCUUCACCGUUCCUUUAUAACGAGCAUAACCUGCUCCAUAUGUGCCAGGCAGGCUGCUAUCCCUUGAUAAGUGGCUAUCGCAAGGCUUAGGCUCGAGCAUCUCAGCGGCGCUGGGAGGAAUACGCUUCUGCCACCAGUUGCAUCAUGGCCAUCAUGGCCUUGGCCGACGUGGACAAUGACACUCGAGGGUGGAUCAUGUGCAUCGUGAGUGGGAUCGCCUGUAUAGCCGGCACCACCAUCAUCUGCGUUGACUUGGUCGUACGCCUCAUUCCGAGCCAAAAACAUUUCCGCAUACAGGAUAGCAGUGCCUUCCUAGCGUGCUCCCUCAGCUUGAGCUUCGGCGUCAUGAUUUUCUCGGCGCUGAACGGCAUGCUGCCGUCCUCAAUGGGCUAUUUCGUCAACGGGGGGAUCGAGAAGCAGAAGGCAGGUCUCAUUAUGAUGAGCUGUUUUGUUGGCGGCUUUUUAGGGAUCCAGGCUAUCUCGAGAGUGCUUCACCGGUUCAUGCCCUCACACGUGGUGGACUGCGACCACUCCCACGAUGAGCCUGUCGACGAACACGGCGCCAAUUCACACCAUAGGCAUCGAUCUACCAAGAAUAGUCGAGGUCGGCGGCACUCCAUGGGCAAAGUGUCUCCUCCCCUACCUCCCAUGACCGACAUGAAUGGAUCUGUGACCGAGUCAACACCGUUGCUUCCCGCAGAAGCAGAGCGAAACGGACAUCUGCGGCCUCAACUCCUGACAACUACGAGCGACGUUGCAAGCCAUCCCCACGGUCCACUCAAGGACGCACGUAACCUCGCAGCGACGCAAAGCCGAACCUCUUCGAUAUCACAAGUCCAAAAGCGGGUCAUGUCUUUCGUGAAAGAUACCAAGGCGAACUGCGACAAUCUGGGGCCUUGUUUUGGAUACUCCGAUCCCUGUGGGCAGGAAUGCUUUAAGCACCUAGCUCUUCGCUCCCCAGCCAACCCUCGGGCUUCAACAAUGAUCCGCACUUCUACUGGAAGCCUUCGUCCGGGUCUUUUUGCUGCUAUCCCCGAAGACGCCAACUAUGACCCCCCCACGUCCCCCACCACUGCAGCUCACCGCGUUAGUCGUGUGCGAUCUCGAAGCGCCAUGCAAGUCGAUUCUGACGAAUGCCAUUCCCCUGCGUGUGCUCAUGUUGACAUGGACUACCGGGAUGACCAUGAUGACGCAUCCGAGGACGAGUCCCAGACAUCGGAAGACAUUGAAGCACAGCACCACCACCACGUCCCAACCAAUGCGUUCCUCUCCAUCGGUCUUCAGACUGUCAUAGCUCUUGCGCUGCACAAGUUCCCCGAGGGUUUCAUCACCUAUGCGACAAACCACGCAAGCCCGGCCCUCGGGUUCAACGUGUUCAUGGCGCUCUUUGUGCACAAUAUCGCCGACGGAUUCGCCAUGGCUCUGCCCCUGUACAUGGCCCUCGGCAGCCGGGUCAAGGCGAUCUUCUGGUCAUCGCUGCUGGGAGGGCUCAGCCAGCCCAUAGGCGCAGCAAUUGCCGUGUUGUGGUUCAAGCUCGCCAACAGAUCGGAUGUCGAGAUCGACAAUGUCGCGUAUGCAUGCAUGUUUGCCGUGACGGCCGGCAUCAUGGCGAGCGUUGCGCUGCAGCUGUUUGUUGAGAGCUUGAGCCUCAAUCAUAACCGCAACUUGAAUACCUUCUUUGCAUUUCUGGGUAUGACCAUAUUGGGUCUCAGCAAUACCAUCGUAGAGCACUAGGUUGGAUUGGCAGCACGGCAGGAUGUUUCUCUCUUUGUUCGGUUUUUGGCGUCUAGUAUUUUUAGGCGGUUUAUUACCAGAUAUCUCCGAUUUCUGUUCUUUCUGAUUAGCAGCGGCCGGUACAGCAGACAAUGGUGCUAUCGUAGUGGAAUGUCCGGGAUUUGUGUAUUGACUGCAGCCCUGUAGUGCAGCUAAAUAUCAGUGUCGUUGCCGUCAGACUACGGCAGCCAUGAGAAGAUUCAUGUUCAUCCUAUCCUCCGAAUACUAUUGCGAGACCCUACUCUACCCUGUGUUUCGUACUGCUUUUCUUCCCACCCUCUUCUCAAUGGAAUCUCACAGCAUCUCACAGUGUGAACGGUUGGAG
Molecule: messenger RNA, 2326 nt
Organism: Phialemonium atrogriseum
Lineage: Eukaryota; Fungi; Ascomycota; Sordariomycetes; Cephalothecales; Cephalothecaceae
Product: Zinc/iron permease
Exons: 4
Coding region: 373-1962 (529 amino acids)
Biological process (GO): zinc ion transmembrane transport
Cellular component (GO): fungal-type vacuole membrane
Molecular function (GO): zinc ion transmembrane transporter activity
Source: RefSeq, a predicted model, not a curated record